Clupea harengus (Atlantic herring) is the source of this 1317-nucleotide messenger RNA. RefSeq lists its product as uncharacterized. Gene Ontology annotation, molecular function: MHC class II protein binding; protein tyrosine kinase binding. Gene Ontology annotation, biological process: positive regulation of ERK1 and ERK2 cascade; interleukin-15-mediated signaling pathway; T cell activation. NCBI's taxonomy places the organism in Eukaryota, Metazoa, Chordata, Actinopteri, Clupeiformes, Clupeidae. The record is from RefSeq and is a predicted model, not a curated record. Gene Ontology annotation, cellular component: membrane raft; external side of plasma membrane.
CAGACACUGAGCUGAGAGUCACAUUCAGUUUCCAGCUCUGUACACACACACAGAAGACAGAGAAGAAGACAAGAGGACUCGACAGGAGAGGAAGAUGGCGUCCAUCCCCUGUGCUCUGAUAGUGUUGCUGAUCUUCCUGAGUCAGGAUCACAUGGGUGUCCAAGGAGAGACUCCCACUGUCUUCUCCAGUGUGGGUAGGGAUGCCACUCUUCCCUGCAGGAAUGUGGUUUAUCCAGACUGCUCUUCUACUACAUGGCUUUAUCUUCGCUUUAAAGCUGCUGUAGAAUUGUUCGUCUAUGGAAAGAUCAACCCUGCUGUAGCCACACACAGAGCUAAGAGACUGAGUCUGGUCUCUGACUGUUCUCUCUACAUUACUGAUGUCACCACUGAGGAUGCUGGACUCUACAUCUGUCAGCAGUACCUGAGAAAGGGAGGACCCCAACAUGGAGAGGAUGCUGAUGUCUAUCUGUCUGUUCUUCAGGGUGUUAUACCCACAACUUCCUCUACCUCUGUAUUGAAAUCCUCUCCCCGGAUAAAAACUGUCACCACUGCUUCCUCAAACUCAGGCCCAUCAGCUAGUGGAGCCUCAUCAGACUGCUACUCAUCAUCCCACUCCUCAGUGGUCCAUGUGGCUGUUAGAGUUGCUACCACUAUCAGUCUGUUUGUGGCUGUGAUCAUAGUUGCAGUCAUUUACAGGAUGAGAUCAGGUGAUCCCCAGGGCAAACCAAACACCUCUGCUCAUAGUGUUUACUCUGCUGCAGCCAGCCAGUCCUUGUAGCCUUGUAGUCUGUGUGGCAUCAAUAGACCCAGCUGUUGCCAGACUCUUCAUCACCUACAUCAACCUCCAUCACCUGCACUGGAGCUACAGGAUGCCAGGCUGGGAUUCCAGGGAGUCUAUAACUGCUUUAAGGUGGCAUUAAUGUUCAACUUCAAGACAUCUGAAACCUCAAUGAGUUCAUCUUAAAUUACAUCUUAAAUUACAUUAACCCCUUGUUGGUUUGGCUGUGGCUGUUUCUCUUAGCAGUGCUUUCAUGAGGAAGAAGUGAGAUCAUUUUGUGUUUCACAAUGAAUGUGCUUAGUUGAGAAGUUUUCUUUUUCCUUUGUGUAAGUUUGAAAUGCUCUUCCUUUUCUGUUCCAGAGUUCUUAUGAGUGUAACAUACCUUUUGAUGACACAAACUCCUUCUAAAGAGUAGCUUGCUGAUACUCCUUUUUGUAUGUGUACUGUCUGUGUGAUAAAUAAGAACUUUGGAUUUGUUACUUGAACCUUGUGUUGCUUGUAACUGUCCCCUGUGCUGUGAAUAAAGCUGUGGUCUCACA